Lepus europaeus (European hare) is the source of this 2138-nucleotide messenger RNA. RefSeq names its product interferon related developmental regulator 1 (gene IFRD1). The coding region runs from base 1 to 1356 and encodes 451 amino acids. The record is from RefSeq and is a predicted model, not a curated record. The transcript has 12 exons. Gene Ontology annotation, cellular component: nucleus. NCBI's taxonomy places the organism in Eukaryota, Metazoa, Chordata, Mammalia, Lagomorpha, Leporidae.
AUGCCGAAGAACAAGAAGCGGAACGCUCCCCACCGCGGUGGCAGUGGUGGCGGCGGCGGCUCAGGGGCAGCUGCGGCGACGGCGGCAACGGCAGGUGGCCAGCAUCGAAAUGUUCAACCUUUUAGUGAUGAAGAUGCAUCAAUAGAAACAAUGAGCCAUUGCAGUGGUUACAGUGAUCCUUCCAGUUUUGCUGAGGAUGGACCAGAAGUCCUUGAUGAGGAAGGAUCUCAGGAAGACUUAGAGUACAAGUUGAAAGGAUUAAUUGACCUAACCCUGGAUAAGAGUGCAAAGACAAGGCAAGCAGCUCUUGAAGGUAUUAAAAAUGCCCUGGCUUCAAAAAUGCUGUGUGAAUUUAUUCUGGAAAGAAGAAUGACUUUAACUGAUAGCAUUGAACGCUGUUUGAAAAAAGGGAAGAGUGACGAGCAACGUGCAGCUGCAGCAUUAGCAUCUGUUCUUUGUAUUCAGCUGGGCCCUGGAAUUGAAAGUGAAGAGAUUUUAAAAACUCUUGGACCAAUCCUAAAGAAAAUAAUUUGUGAUGGGACAGCUAGUGUCCAGGCAAGACAAACUUGUGCGACUUGCUUUGGUGUUUGCUGUUUUAUUGCCACAGAUGACAUUACUGAGCUGUAUUCAACUCUAGAAUGUUUGGAAAGUAUCUUCACCAAGUCCUAUAUCAAAGAGAAAGACACUAAUGUUCUCUGUAGCACCCCUAGCACAGUGCUUCAUAUCAGCUCGCUCCUUGCUUGGACGUUGUUACUGACCAUAUGCCCAAUCAGCGAGGUUAAGAAAAAGCUUGAAAUGCAUUUUCAUAAACUUCCAAGCCUCCUCUCUUGUGAUGAUGUAAACAUGAGAAUAGCUGCUGGUGAAUCUUUGGCACUUCUUUUUGAGUUGGCCAGAGGGAUUGAGAGUGACUUUUUUUACGAGGACAUGGAGUCUUUGACUCAGAUGCUUAGAGCUUUAGCCACAGAUGGAAAUAAACACCGAGCCAAGGUGGACAAGAGGAAGCAGCGAUCAGUUUUCCGAGAUGUCCUGAGGGCUGUGGAGGAACGGGAUUUUCCAACGGAAACUGUUAAAUUUGGUCCUGAACGCAUGUAUAUUGAUAGCUGGGUCAAAAAGCACACCUAUGACACCUUUAAGGAGAUCCUUGGAUCUGGGAUACAGUAUCACUUGCAGUCAAAUGAAUUCCUUCGCAAUGUGUUUGAGCUGGGACCCCCAGUGAUGCUUGAUGCUGCAACACUUAAAACGAUGAAGAUUUCUCGUUUUGAAAGGCAUUUAUAUAACUCUGCAGCGUUUAAAGCUCGAACAAAAGCUCGAAGCAAAUGUCGAGAUAAGAGAGCAGAUGUUGGAGAAUUCUUCUAGAUUUUCAGCACUUGAAGAUUUAAAAUUAUUUUUCUUUCAUUAUUGCUAAUGUAUUUAAACUUUAGAGACAGUUUUUAUAUUGGGUCAACUUAGAUAAUUUUUGUAGCAGGGGUUAUAUUAUAAUUUAAUAUACAUAUUGCUUAUGGUAAGUUCUGAUCAUUGACUUCUGUGUAAAUAUAAUCAGUAAAUAUGAAUAAAAUGUUUGUAAUGUUUUGUCCUAAUCUAUUUAUGAAGAGAGCAAAAAUACAGCAUUUCACAUGAUUUCAUGAAAAGAAAAAUUAUCAGCCAAGGUUUCAUUUCUUAUACAUGUGGUUGUCAAAAAUUCAGGUUGAUGAUAAUAAUAUAUACAAAUACACUAUCUUAAAUAAGAGUUCAAGAAAAAAUUUUGGGGAGCUAGUUCCUCUGGAGAAGCUGCUGUAUUUUUACUUUGAAAUGUAAAGUAGUUAACUUUGUCAGUGGAUCAGCAAAAGGAGUGAUGCCACCAGCCGUUUGUGCUGCCUUGGAAGUCCACGGAGCCCACGGUGAGUGGGCCAGGUGGUGGCUGACCUUACCCUCUGAGAGCAGCGACCCUGAUUUUUCCUGCUGAAUGAGACCUCGUGCUUUUGACUUUGAAAUAAAGACCUUUUCACAUGGAAUAUGCUUCUUUUCUAACAAAAUAAACACUAUUUAUGGUGUUGAGGUACAACAUUCAAAAUGGCCAAGCCAGGGAAGGAGGAAGGGAGACAAAACAUUAUGUAUGUGUUCAAAAAUGUUAAAAUAAAUGAAAAAAAUGUAGCACAAUA